This is a messenger RNA of Labrus mixtus (cuckoo wrasse), 3302 nucleotides long. RefSeq names its product phosphatidylinositol binding clathrin assembly protein a (gene picalma). Gene Ontology annotation, biological process: synaptic vesicle budding from presynaptic endocytic zone membrane; clathrin-dependent endocytosis; clathrin coat assembly. The transcript is spliced from 21 exons. Gene Ontology annotation, cellular component: extrinsic component of presynaptic endocytic zone membrane; synaptic vesicle; clathrin-coated vesicle. Bases 97 to 1989 code for a protein of 630 amino acids. The record is from RefSeq and is a predicted model, not a curated record. Gene Ontology annotation, molecular function: phosphatidylinositol-4,5-bisphosphate binding; SNARE binding; clathrin heavy chain binding. NCBI's taxonomy places the organism in Eukaryota, Metazoa, Chordata, Actinopteri, Labriformes, Labridae.
GUGGCUCCGAACCUUUUGAAUACCGACACCGUCCUCAAACCCGAGGUUUCUCCACUGGUUUUGGAAAGUUUUUGGAUCGUUGAUUUGAACCGAUACAUGAUGUCUGGACAGAGUAUUACAGACAGGAUCACCGCUGCUCAGCACAGUGUCACUGGGUCGGCAAUUUCAAAAACGGUGUGCAAGGCGACCACGCAUGAAAUUAUGGGACCAAAAAAGAAACAUUUGGACUACUUGAUCCAGUGUACAAAUGAGAUGAAUGUGAACAUCCCUCAGCUGGCUGACACACUGUUCGAGCGGACCACCAACACUAGCUGGGUGGUUGUCUUUAAGUCUCUCACCGCCACACAUCAUCUGAUGGUCUAUGGCAAUGAGAGAUUUAUACAGUAUCUGGCUUCAAGGAACACAUUAUUCAACCUCAGCAAUUUUUUGGACAAAAGUGGUCUACAAGGCUAUGAUAUGUCGACGUUCAUUAGGAGGUAUAGCCGCUACUUGAACGAGAAGGCUGUGUCCUACAGACAAGUGGCUUUUGACUUCACUAAAGUCAAACGAGGGUCUGAUGGCGUGAUGAGGACGAUGAACACAGAGAAGCUCCUAAAGACCAUCCCAAUCAUCCAGAAUCAGAUGGAUGUGCUACUCGAUUUCAAUGUCAAUGCCAAUGAACUGACAAAUGGUGUGAUCAAUGCGGCCUUCAUGCUUCUGUUCAAAGAUGCUAUCAGACUUUUUGCUGCAUACAAUGAGGGCAUAAUCAACCUUCUGGAGAAAUACUUUGACAUGAAGAAGGUUCAGUGCAAAGAAGGACUUGACAUCUACAAGAAAUUCCUUACACGUAUGACGAGGAUCUCAGAGUUCCUCAAAGUUGCAGAGCAAGUGGGCAUUGAUCGAGGGGACAUCCCGGAUCUGUCUCAGUUUACAGUUUGUGCGCCCAGUAGCUUACUGGAUGCCCUGGAGCAGCACCUGGCUUCCUUAGAGGGAAAGAAAGUCAAAGACUCAACAGCAGCCAGCAGGGCGAGCACUCUCUCCAAUGCGGUCUCCUCCCUGGCCAACACUGGAAUCUCUUUUACCAAAGUGGACGAGAGGGAAAAACAGGCAGCCCUUGAAGAGGAGCAGGCUCGCCUUAAAGCACUUAAAGAGCAGCGUCUAAUGGAGCUCCAGAGAAAUCCUGGCUCAGCCACCACAGACUCCUCACCUGAGUUCCCAGUGGGUGGGACCAUCAACUCCACCCCUGCCAUUGACCUCUUCUCCACCCCCAGCUCCACCAACAGCAACUCGAAAGCAGCCAAUGACCUGCUUGACCUCCAGCCGGCCUUCCAGCAGUCCCUGCCACUUUCAACCACCAAUUCAUGGGGAGGUGAAGGCUCCGCCCCUUUUGAGUCCUUCUGUGGCCCUAGCCCAUACAACACUACUAAUCGGCUCCAAUCAGAGCCCCCUGCUGUAGCUGGUCUAUUCAGAGGGUUUACAGUCUCCCCGACACCCCAGGUGCCACAAAACUCCCGAGGCCUUAACGUGGACUUUGACUCCGUAUUUGGUAACAACACCAAUGCCAACACUCUGGAUUGUACAGGUGGCCUCCUAAAACCUACAGUUGCAUCCUUAACCGAUCAGGACAUGACCAUGAAUGGCCUGCAACCCCACAGACUGGUGUCCAACGACCUGGACUCGUCCCUGGCCAAUCUUGUCGGCAAUCUGGGAAUUUGCAAUGGCACAGCUAAAAAUGAUCUUCACUGGAGUCAGCCUGGUGAGAAGAAGCUGACAGGUGGAACCAACUGGACACCAAAGACAGCUCCUUCUACCACCUGGAACCCUGCAUCCAUGGCUCCAUCUGUCAUGGCCUUCCCUCCAACCACACCAACGGGCAUGAUGGCAUAUGCAAUGCCUCCUCACAUGGGCUCGAUGAUGAUGACACAACCCACCAUGAUGUACACCCAGCCUGUGAUGAGGCCAGCCAACCCAUUUGGGCAAAAUCCAGGCGCACAAAUGCAGUUUAUGUAACCUGAGGGAGAAGGAGUCUUUCCUGUUUGAUGAUGAUAACAACAACGUCUAAUAACAAAGCAAACACAAAGUUUGCUUUUAAUGAACUCACCUCUCUGAGAAAGCACGGCCCAAAUAGGACAUGUUGAAUAAACCAUGGUGACCAGGAGCAGCUAUGGGCCAUCUCAGAGAGACAUCCCAGUGGACAUUGUGCCCAUCUCGUCAAGUCACAGAAGGAGGAGAACACCAUGUGGUCCCCCACUGUUUCCUGGUCCUAGAGGAACACACCACCCAAAGGGAGAGCUUUCUGACAUCAAUGAUUAUGUACCUGAAAAAAAAAAUGGAGGCUGUGAGGCUAUCGCACUGUUGGGAUGCCUUUCUGUUCCUCUUUCUCCAGGCGAAGCUGUCACUUCUUUCUGAUUACAAACCAUGAGUAACACAUCCCAGAUCAGAAAAACAAUUUCAGCUACUCUUUAUACCACACUGUUUUUCUUUCUUUCUUUUGUAUGUAUUGUUUGCAGUAGACAUUCCUUGUGUUUUGUUUGUAUUUAUUUAUGAUUACCAACAGAGAGGAUGUUAAAAAAAAAAGUAUGUAACUAGCCAUUGACCUCCUCUUUGUGGGAGGUUUUCAGGUUCAUAUAUAGAGGUAUGAUUGCUUGUAGAAUUGGAUUUUGAGUGAUUGAGAUGAUUUGUUUGAAAAAAGAAACUAAUAUAAAGUUUAAAGAGAUGACAUGUUUUGCUUUUGGGGCACUAAAUAUUCUCUGUACUGGCAGGAUGCCUGGUACAGUAAUCUGUGGCUAGACGGCUCAGAUUGAAGAUGUGUGUGAACGUGAUAAUUAGCACAGUGAAAUAGGUGUGGUGGAUUUCUAUUCAUUUUUAACAUCAGAAGAAACACUACAUGUUGUGAGGGAGGGAGCAUUGAAUUAGGAAGAAUCUGCAAAUAUUCUUUGAAGCUUUUGGCAUGCCAUUCCCUGUUGGAUUUCCAAAGUUCCUGCCUGAAUGUGCAGGGUCCCUUUCAUGCUCAGAUCUGGUUUCCAUAGGCGAGCAGCAGGGGGUUUAGAACAAUGUGUAGAUAUGAGGGGGUAUGGCUUGUAGCUUCAGACUGGUAUCAGGGGGAUAGGUUAGGGGCAGUCUGGUUGUGCAGGACAAUAGAGCACUGUUGAUCGGUGCUUUGUGUAUAUAAAACUAAUCCUGCCAAUCACAGGACUGCAGGAAGACAGUCUGAACAUUAAAGUGGCCCUUUAUUCAUUGACUGAGCAUAUUUGCUGUAUUGCCCCUGCAGAUUAUAUUUUUGUUUGUUUGAUUUUUCCAAUAAAGUGCAAGCUUCCACACUU